Messenger RNA from Branchiostoma floridae (Florida lancelet), 4541 nucleotides. RefSeq lists its product as uncharacterized. NCBI's taxonomy places the organism in Eukaryota, Metazoa, Chordata, Leptocardii, Amphioxiformes, Branchiostomatidae. Gene Ontology annotation, molecular function: calcium ion binding; protein binding. Gene Ontology annotation, cellular component: membrane. The record is from RefSeq and is a predicted model, not a curated record.
CCACAAACAUUAUACAAUGUAUUAACAGGCAUCAGCAGUGAAGGGGGAGAUUUUGCAGCUUCAGAAACUACAGACUUACAAGAGAACACGAGGGACCUACAAGCACCAAAAGAGACUGUCGUCAGCAAUCUACAAAGCCAGGAAGUCCCAAAACGUGAACAGAAAAUGCCAGAUGACAGCGCUGUUGCCACGGACGGCCAAGCGAGUGUCAUCAGCAACAACGUGCAAGUCAAAAAGGCGGCCCCAGCCUUCGUGGCAUCCGCAGCGAGUCAGAUCGGCGAGAAGUUAGUGGACAAACUCGGCGACAGGAUAGCGGACGGCGUGGUGGAAAAUCACCAGGAGAAAGUGGUCAACUCCCUGCAGGACUACUUCGGCAAGCAGCUGGACAACUUCGACGACCAGUACAAGGAGGUUCUGGGGCAGACCAAUAACCUCGCUGCCGGCUUGAGCCGACCGGUGGAAGAGGCUGACGUUCGGGUUCUCCCAAUCAGCAGGGGUGACGACAUGGGGAACACGUUUGUCCCCGCAGGCUAUGAAAUCAGCCACAAAUAUCACUACGCAGAUGAAAAAGAUGACGAACAAGACAGUUCAGCAGCCACAGCUUCAGCCUUCAGCUACCCCGUAGGACUCGGUCCCGUCCUUAUGAACGGUUGUUUCGGGACCGGCUACGUCAACGGAGACCCGUGUUGGGAGGCCAAGAUCCCGAGGGAGAGUUGUCCCAACUUGAUAGACGGUGCGACGUUCCUGGGUGUGGGGUUCGACGGCAGAGGAGAGUACUCAGCUGACUCCAGGAAGAGGAGCAUCGUACAGCGGUCCUGCAACGGCCUGCAAACGUACGAAGAUCACGAGGUCCCUGACACUCUGACAGUUCAAGGCCUUUACGACACGGAUGUAGAGUCCAACACCUUUGCCUCCAUGGAGGGAUACCGGGAGUACCUGGAACAGAAGUCUGCUGUAACCUCAGCUAAGGCCAUGUUCCAGCAGGAGCUGAACAAGGCAGCAGGGUAUGGAGCGGGAGGAGGGAUCUUCGGGCUCGGGUACUCCGCAGGCGGGGGAGUUUCUAAUCAGAACGCUCGGAGUGACCAGUCGUCCAACUUCCGAGCGGGUUCUCAGGCGGAAGGCAGCCUGAGCGACAAGAAUACUCAGACGUACAUGGCGCUGUUGGAAAUGAACGUCUUCAGGUACGAGAUCUUCAUGGACGAUGUUGAGCCAGGCGACCUGAACCUGUCCUUCCUGCGGGACUUCCUGAAGCUUCCCGUGUCCUACUUCUCCAUCGGCGCUGACCAGGCUUUCCAAAACUUCAUUAUUCGCUACGGAACUCACUACAUCAAGUCGGCCAAGUUCGGAGGACAGCUUAAAAUCAUCAAGACAAAGGAAGCAAGCAAGGAGCUUUCCAUCCAAGCCUUCUCGGAGAGAGCUCAGACGGAGUGGAAGAAGGCGUUCAGCACCUUCUCUGCCGAGGCAAGUCAGACCAAGUCCAGCAGCUGGUGGCACGAGCACGAGACUAGGAAGGAGUCCCAGAAGGCCGAGGGCGAGGCUAGUGCUGGUUCCGAGGCAGCAGCCACACAGAGAGAAGCAGAGAAUUUGCAUUCAUUCGAGUUCAGCAACGAAGUGAUCGUGGUCCAGGGCGGGAACCAGCGCAUCGCCGCCGCCAUCACGGAGAUGUACACCACGUCACUGUCCACGGAGCUCAAAACAUGGCUGGACUCCAUCAAGGACUACCCGAAAGCCUUCUCCUUCAUCAUGAAGCCCAUCACGGCCGUCCUCGACAUCAACUUCGACUCGAUCUUUCCGAACGGUGCCGUGGACUUCGGCUGUUUGGGGAAGAGUGACCUGAAGGUUGAAAACGGAACAGGACGGAGUUAUUACGUCCAGGAGACGAAGAAGACCGUUGGAAACAUCACGCAGGACGUCUCCGAGGUUCGCUACUGUGACUUCAAACGUAGAGAGGACCUAACGGAGAAGGUGACCAAGAGGAGGUUAGCGCUGGGGCGCGCCAUCGCUGUUUAUCUUGAAGAAGGUCCUCUCCUGAGCACGGACUUCCUCCUCCCCGCCGGAGAGCCCGGAUGUGAGACCGCCACGCUAGCGUACCUGGACGACAGCCACAGCGGCUCGCCGACCUGGGCCGAGCUGGUCAGCGGGGCGGAGUCCACCGUCAUCUUCGACAUGCCGUACGACAUCUCCAGCAUCCUGCGGGUCAGGGAGACCCUCACGCUCAAGUUCCACGACAACAAAUGGUUCUCCAUCAGGACCGGCGGCGUGCCGCAUCUGUUCGACGGCUACAACAACGGUGGUAGCAACGAUGUCAAUGGGCACAAGGUUAGUGUCCAAGGCCUGGUGAUGACGUACAGUGAGGAAACAGGAGUUCUGACGGUGACCGAGAGCGACUUCGAGGCAUCCAAACAAGUCGUCCCAGAGCUCCCUGACUGGGUGAAAGGACAGGCUGUAGCCAGGGCAGAGUACAAGUCACUGCUCAAACACUUAAGCAACCAGCAAAGAGUGACGAGUGGAGACGCUCCUUGCAACAUCAAGUGGUCCAACGCUCAUCGCAUCGACCCAACAGGCAGAGGGAAGUGCAUUCACUUCACCUCAGCCUCAGAAGGCGACAUCUUCGUAGUGUUUGCAGGCAUCCCACGAAACUACGAGACGUGGCUCUACAUACAAAUCUCGCCAGAGGGCGUGGCUCUCUACAAGGCCAUGCGGUUAGAAACAACGCAGCUGAAGGAAGGCGCCAGCAGCCUGGGAUCCUCCAACCUGUACCAGUCGUACUUCGUCUGCGUCACAGAGGACACCGUUAACAAGGCCACAACUAUUCAGUACGGCAAGACUCCUGACAAUGAGGAACGGCCCCACAUCUGGCUAGACUUCCAGUUUAACAGCAUCCUGUCUCUGCAUUAUUACGCGUUUGGCAGCGGUAUGUACCCUGUCAAGGUCAUGGGCGUGUCCCUCCUGAACCAACAAGCUCAGGACUUCAUCAUCUGCCGAGAGGGCACGGAGAAGGACGAUGGGAGGUGUAAACAGCGCUGCCAUCCAGAAUGUGACGGCUGUAGGACGACUGGAUCAGCAAGAGACGAAUGGAGGCCAGUAGUGAAGGCGGCAGGGUGACCUGUGUGACGGACUGCCCGCUCACCCACUACCUUGAUGGAAGCGUCUGCAAAAAGUGCCAUAGCUUCUGCCAAGAUGUCAGCAACCAGGGUUCUAAUGUGUGUACGGGUCCCAACAGUAGCCAGUGCAGCACCUGCAAGUACACGGUGAAUGGGGUCUGCUCGGAAGGCUGCAACCCGGGCCAGAAGGCUGUCAAACAAAGUGAUGGUUCGUUCCGAUGUGACCAGUGUCAGUCUGGCUACAAGUGUGUGCGAGGUGACGAGGUGGAGGAGAUCUGUCCGGCAGGGACCUACAGUAAUCAGGACCGGACCGGCUGUGGGCAGUGUCCGGCUGGUCAGUACAGCAGCUCGGGGGCGGCCUCCUGUACGCAAUGUCCGGCCGGACAGUUCAGCGCACGCAGCGGGGCCAGCAGCUGUGAAAGCUGUUCCGCAGGGAUGACCAGCAAUACGGGCGCCAGCAGCUGUUAUGAGAUCAACGAGUGUGCGUCCAACCCUUGUCGCAACGGCGCACACUGUGAGAACCGCAUGAACAGCUACUAUUGCCAGUGCGCCGCAGGAUACGAAGGAACCAAUUGUGAAACAGAUAUCAACGACUGCUCCCCGAACCCCUGCCAACAUAACGGUGACUGUACUGACCGAGUGAACGGCUUCUCGUGCUCAUGUAAACCUGGCUACGCUGGUGAUACGUGCGAAACAGAUCUGGACUAUGAGAUACGUCUGGUGGGUGGCAGCUACGCGCACGAGGGGAGGGUUGAGAUCCGGUACCGAGACGGGAACUGGGGGACGGUCUGUGACGACCUUUGGGACGCGAACGAUGCGGCUGUGGCCUGUCGGCAGCUCGGCUACGGGCACGGAGCCCACGUGGCGCUUACCUCGCAGUUCGGACCAGGUUCGGGAGGCACGGACACUAUAUUUCUGGACGAUGUCGCCUGCUCCGGAUCGGAGUCCAACCUAGACCACUGCUCGCACAACGGACAUGGCGACCAUAACUGUGGACACAGCGAAGAUGUUGGCAUCAUUUGUUCAAUUUGUCGCUCAGGAUAUAAGCAACAUGGCGACCACUGCUACCAGAUAUCGGGUGCACAGUACGACUACACGUGGGACACUGCGAAGAUCAUCUGUGAUGACGGCGGCAUCCUCGCCAUGCCAAAGGACCAAGCCACCAACGACUUCCUCGUCAACAUGAUCAAGGAAACAUCCACCGAGAAGGGAACCUGGAUUGGCCUGAAUGACUUGCAAUCGGAGGGUACGUACAAAUGGGAGGAUGGCACGUCUCUCAGCUAUACCAACUGGGCACCAGGUGAACCCAACACAGGGCACGAACGAUGCGUCAUGUACUUCUCUGGAGCAACCGGUGAUGACCUGAAGUACAAGUGGAACGAUUCAACAUGCGAUACCAAGGGCAUGUUCAUCUGUCAACAGAAUAGGCAAUACUGA